Molecule: messenger RNA, 529 nt
Organism: Capsicum annuum
Lineage: Eukaryota; Viridiplantae; Streptophyta; Magnoliopsida; Solanales; Solanaceae
Product: arabinogalactan protein 21
Exons: 1
Coding region: 109-288 (59 amino acids)
Source: RefSeq, a predicted model, not a curated record
CGUCCAUAAAUUCUUGCUAUUUUCUUUCUUUCAACAAUUUAUUUGUAAAUUGUGAUAUUUUUUUUCUCUCGAAAAAAAUAUUUCAAUUUUUCCAAAAAAUUUGCAACAAUGGAGGCAAUGAAGAUGAAUAUUUUGUUGAUGGUCGUGUUGGUAGCUAUGUUCGAAAUUCAGAACGCAUAUGCAGCGGAUGAGCCUGCACCUGCACCUGCUCCGACCUCAGAUGCCUCAGUAUUCGUACCAACCGUUUUCGCUUCUCUUGUAGCUCUUGCAUUUGAACUUCUCUUCUAGCUUGUGUGAACAUCGACUAAUGAAAUAUAGCUCUUUGUUUGGUCCAACUAUAUAAGUAGUUUUUUUGUUUGUUUGUUCGUUUAUUUCAACUCAGUGUGUUUAGAUCAUUGAGAUUAGAAGGACAUUGAGGUUCAUUUAUUUGUACUAUUAUUUGUAUCUCAUUGUAAUAUUGUUACCUUGCACAUAUGUUAUGGAUAUUAUUAUGUUAUUAUGAAUAUAUAUAGUUUUAUGUGAUUUUCUA